Messenger RNA from Helobdella robusta, 498 nucleotides. RefSeq lists its product as hypothetical. The transcript is spliced from 4 exons. Gene Ontology annotation, molecular function: lipid binding. NCBI's taxonomy places the organism in Eukaryota, Metazoa, Annelida, Clitellata, Rhynchobdellida, Glossiphoniidae. The record is from RefSeq and is a predicted model, not a curated record. The annotation marks the transcript as partial.
UACAAAGUGGAGGGCAACUUCAACGCCUCACCUGACCUAGUUUUCAAAUAUGUUGACCCAGUUCCGUCAGGUCCCAGGAGCAGAUGGGAUCACGCAAUCAAGGAACUCCAGGAAGUUGAGAGAUUUAAUCCGGACUUAGCAGUGAUAAGGACGAUAACAAAGAAUGCCUUCGGUGGUCUCAUCUCGCCACGUGACUUCACUGACCUCGUCGUCAAUGUCAAGAACGACAAAUAUUUAUCAACUAAUGCUCAGGGUGUGCAGCACCCAUCCUGUCCAGCCUGCAGUGACUUUGUGCGUGGGACCAACCACCCGUGUGCCAUCAUCUGCUACCGAGUCCCUGGAGAGCCACAGAAAACGAGGGUAGUUAGUUACAUCCAGACUGAUCUGAGUGGCAUGCUGCCAAAGACCCUGGUGGAAAAUGCCCUGCCCUCCAACCAGGUGGACUUCUUCGUCACCCUCAAGAAAACAUUGCAGGAUGACGGGCACUGGAUGAACUGA